CGGAUACUGAGUUGAUCUGUAAGCAGCUGGCAGUGUGUUGAUACCAGCCUGCUGUAGCGGACCCUUAAUCAUGGUGCUUGUCUUUAUGCUGAGGGUUUCCUGGAUUUGCUUCCUCCUUUUUGGCCGAGGUGCUUGCCUGCCUGUUUUAGUUAAAGGUCAGUCUGGUGGCACUGGAAGAUUGGGCCACCUUGGCUGGGUACCUGGUACUGGAGGGGUUGGUGCUGUCAGAUGGUUCCCUGGAACUGGAUUGCGUGGGGAUGGUAGCACUGGAUCUGUAAGAGUUGAUACUGGUGACUGGGCCUCUGGUGCUGGCAGAGCUGGUGCUUUAAGUGUUGGCACAACUGGGGUUGGUCGUGACACCUCAGUUACUACAGGGCUUGGUGUUGGCAGCUCUGGUACUAGUGGGGUUGACGUUGGCAGUUCUGUUACUGCAGGCGUCGGUGCUGGUAGCUCUGGAGGGGUUGGAUCUGCUGGCGGCUCCGGCUCUGGAAGGGUUGGUAUUGGUGGCUUUACUGGAUCCUCAUAUUUUGCUGGCUUUCCAUGGAUAAAUGCUCCUACAGGGGGAGCUCCUUCCUCCUUUGACCCACAGGACUGGAUGCCCUCUCAGACCUAUCCUGACUUUAAUGCCUGGUAUACCUCUCAAGUGCCACUUGGCAUGUUUAUGGCUCCACCUGCAUUGCCUUCAUCCUACAUCAUCCAGAACGGCAAUGGUUACCAGCGAGGAAGAGAAGCCUUUUCUUACUCCAAAUACACUGACGAUGUCUACAGCCCCUUUCCUCUAAGCCCUGUGCUGCCACACGAUCCAGAAAGUGUCCCAGUGGUUGAUUCUCAAAGGAUAAAGGUUUGAGGUCAACUUGAUGAGCUGAGCCUGGGCCUCCAUGCAUCAUGUGGUCAUUAAAUGCACUAUAACAACAAUCUGUUCUCCAGUCUUUUACUGGGCAACCAGUCAUUAGGUCAGCUUUAGGUUUUUGUGGACAAUGUCAGACACUUUGACGUUUACACAUUCAGCAUAGCCAGACUCUGCCUUAACUGGCUGAACCUGACACCAUCACGGUCAGAGGUGAUGGGUAACAACUUUCUUUAAACUGGCUGAUAUGCAUGGACACAAAGGUUGUCUUGCAGGUCACGUGAUUCUGUCACAUUGGAUGAAUGAUGAUGAAAAGCAUAAUGAAGUGAAAGGCAACACUAUAGCAACUACAACUCAAGACUUAAAAUGGUGAGAAUAACUCAAAUGUACUGAAAAUACUCAACCAAGACCCCAGAUCCCAAAGUCAAACCAUGGACUGACAAUUAAAGCUACAGUGUGUCAAAGUUUAACAGAUGUCAGCAGCUUGCAGAAUUCUACUGAAUUACCUCCAGAAACUUAUUUGCGUAAGCCUGGCUACAGUGGCUAGGAUAACUUAUUUUCAUCUGUCAGAGACAACCUUAAAUUUCAACUGUAGAAGGCAGUCAGUCCGCGGUUUACCUCAGCUUUCAGACGCAGCUGAACGAUUUAUCAGCGGGAAAGUGACUGUUAGGGCAUUGGAGCCUAAUGUUAGCGUAUAACUGGCUGCUGUUAUUUAGCUCUUGUCAGCUUUCCAGAGAUGAGAGGGUCACGUGUCUGACCUGGGAGCGUGUUUUUGUGUUAGAGCUCUGACUUAAAUGAAGACAACAUUUUAAUAAGGUGCCAGUGGCGUUCUCUUUCCUUGUGUUUGUGUGAAGGGGCUAAAAUGUAGGGUAUGACGGUGCAGAAGUGAAUCUAAAUGUACCUUACGCAAACACCCGUGACUUCUUUCUCCUUUGGUUUGCACAUUGCAUCUCCGCUCUCUAGCACCACAUACGUAAA
Molecule: messenger RNA, 1825 nt
Organism: Maylandia zebra (zebra mbuna)
Lineage: Eukaryota; Metazoa; Chordata; Actinopteri; Cichliformes; Cichlidae
Source: RefSeq, a predicted model, not a curated record